UCUGUACACCUUGCGGUAGGCAGAAACCAUCAGCCGCGGCAGCAGCCAAGGGGUUUUUGCACAGAUAGAGGGAGACGUAGGGACUGGCAGACGGACGGACGGAGAAGACCCUUCCCCAAGCUCUCGCGCCAUGGCGGAGAAAAAGCAAUCUGGGAAGCAGGCAGAGGACGAAGAGGUCCCUGCCUUUUUUAAAAACCUGGGCUCAGGCAGCCCCAAGCCCCGACAGAAAUUCUGUGGCAUGUUCUGCCCGGUGGAAGGGUCCUCGGAGAACAAGACUAUCGAUUUCGACUCGCUGUCUGUGGGCCGGGGCUCCGGGCAGGUGGUGGCUCAGCAACGGGACGUUGCCCACUUGGGCCCGGACCCGCAGCCGCCGUACUCCCGGCAGGGCCGGCGUGCCGGCGGGGAGCCAUCUGUUGAAUCGGGCCGGAAGGUGGAGAUCCGGCGAGCCUCAGGCAAGGAAGCCCUGCAGAACAUCUACGAUCAGAGCGAUCGUCUUCUCAUCAAAGGAGGUAAAAUUGUUAAUGAUGACCAGUCAUUCUAUGCAGACAUAUACAUGGAAGAUGGAUUGAUCAAACAAAUAGGAGAAAAUCUGAUUGUACCAGGAGGGGUGAAGACAAUCGAAGCCCACUCGAGGAUGGUGAUCCCGGGAGGAAUUGAUGUUCAUACCCGUUUCCAGAUGCCUGAUCAGGGAAUGACCUCUGCUGAUGACUUCUUCCAAGGGACCAAGGCAUCUCUGGCUGGGGGAACUACUAUGAUCAUUGACCACGUUGUUCCUGAGCCUGGGACAAGCUUACUGGCCGCCUUUGACCAGUGGAGGGAAUGGGCUGACAGCAAGUCCUGCUGCGACUACUCUCUGCAUGUGGACAUCACUGAGUGGCAUAAGGGCAUCCAAGAGGAGAUGGAAGCCUUGGUGAAGGACCAUGGGGUCAAUUCAUUCCUUGUGUACAUGGCUUUCAAGGAUCGCUUCCAGCUCACAGAUUCCCAGAUAUACGAAGUACUGAGCGUCAUCCGGGAUAUCGGCGCGAUUGCCCAAGUCCACGCAGAAAAUGGCGACAUCAUUGCAGAGGAACAGCAAAGAAUCCUGGAUCUGGGCAUCACAGGCCCCGAGGGGCAUGUGCUGAGUCGGCCUGAGGAGGUGGAGGCUGAGGCUGUGAAUCGUUCCAUCACCAUAGCCAACCAGACCAACUGCCCCCUGUACAUCACAAAAGUGAUGAGCAAGAGUGCAGCGGAAGUCAUCGCCCAGGGCCGGAAAAAGGGAACUGUGGUGUAUGGCGAGCCCAUCACAGCCAGCUUGGGAACUGAUGGCUCCCACUACUGGAGCAAGAACUGGGCGAAGGCUGCUGCCUUUGUCACCUCCCCACCUCUGAGCCCUGAUCCAACCACUCCAGACUUUCUGAACUCCUUACUGUCCUGUGGAGAUCUCCAGGUCACUGGCAGUGCCCACUGUACUUUCAACACUGCCCAGAAAGCUGUGGGGAAGGAUAACUUCACCUUGAUUCCUGAGGGCACCAAUGGCACUGAAGAGCGGAUGUCCGUCAUCUGGGAUAAGGCUGUGGUCACCGGGAAGAUGGAUGAGAACCAGUUUGUGGCUGUGACCAGUACCAACGCGGCCAAAAUCUUCAACCUUUACCCCCGGAAAGGCCGCAUCGCUGUGGGGUCUGAUGCUGACCUGGUCAUCUGGGACCCAGAUAGCGUUAAGACCAUCUCCGCCAAGACCCACAACAGCUCCCUCGAGUACAACAUCUUUGAAGGAGUGGAGUGCCGUGGUUCCCCACUGGUGGUCAUCAGCCAAGGGAAGAUCGUCCUGGAGGAUGGCACCCUUCAUGUCACUGAAGGCUCUGGGCGCUACGUCCCCCGGAAACCCUUCCCUGACUUUGUUUAUAAGCGUAUCAAGGCAAGAAGCAGGCUGGCGGAGCUGAGAGGGGUUCCUCGAGGCCUGUACGAUGGACCAGUGUGUGAGGUGUCUGUGACGCCCAAGACAGUCACUCCAGCCUCCUCAGCUAAAACGUCUCCUGCCAAGCAACAGGCCCCGCCUGUCCGGAACUUGCACCAGUCUGGGUUCAGCUUGUCUGGUGCUCAGAUUGAUGACAACAUUCCUCGUCGCACCACCCAGCGCAUUGUGGCGCCUCCUGGUGGCCGUGCCAACAUCACCAGCCUGGGUUAGAGAUGCUGGGUCCGCAGCAGUCCACCUGGGGAUGGGGAAUGGGAUACCUGCGGACAUUCUGAGACUUUCUUCCUUUCUUUUUGUUUUUCCCCUUUAAGAGCCUGUGAUAGUUACUGUGGGGCAGCCAGUUCACGGGGCUCCCUCUUAGUCCCUCACCCGGAAGUCACUGAUUUUGCUCAUCCACUUCCCUACACAUCUACAAAUAUCACACCCAAGUAUAUCCACCAGUUCCCAACAAUGGAACCACAUCCAACACUCAGACAUGCGAAACAAAGCAAAUCACAAAGAGGGU
Molecule: messenger RNA, 2456 nt
Organism: Chrysochloris asiatica (Cape golden mole)
Lineage: Eukaryota; Metazoa; Chordata; Mammalia; Afrosoricida; Chrysochloridae
Gene: DPYSL2
Product: dihydropyrimidinase-like 2
Exons: 14
Coding region: 131-2164 (677 amino acids)
Cellular component (GO): cytosol; cytoplasm
Molecular function (GO): hydrolase activity, acting on carbon-nitrogen (but not peptide) bonds, in cyclic amides
Source: RefSeq, a predicted model, not a curated record